UUUUGUAAAAAAAAUUUGACUGACCGAGUGACCGCUUUUAGGUUAUGUGUUAUCGUUAUGUUGUGAUGAUGUCUUCUGUUUACUUUGUAUUACAGUAUUUCUGUUUAUCAGGUUUAUGUGCUUAUUUGUUGUAGUGGAUUAACGAUCCAGCAAGUCUUCAGAAACAACCCAGGAUGGGAAAGGCUGAGAGAACGUCCGCGAAAGCGUUGGCUGGAGGAUGUGGAGGAUUUUGACUGAUUAGGCUAUGAAUGAGCUGUAGCACCAAGGAGUAAGUAAAGAUGCCUGUGCAUGUGGUCGAAGACAACCUUGCCAGCUAGAAGCACGGCACCUAUCAGCGCCACCUUGCUAAGCAUGAGCGACUGAACUAGCAGGAUCUUGAGAGCCGUGAGGGCAGCUAUCACCACACCCGCAAACUUGAAGCCAAACAUCAGCGGAACCGCCAUCUUGGACACUUUUUUGCCUCGGCCUGCAACAGUACAUUCAGGUUACAGGCUGUAAGUUGGAGGUAAAACAAUUUCAGUAAGCACAUUCAUCAGUAGAAUUUCCCCAUCAACAAUAAUUGAUAAGAAGACGCAUGAAUGGAUUCCUUAAUUGGCACAAUUCUGAAGAAUGCUUCCACCACCAGCUGUUUUGGUGAAGGAACUACUCUAGUGACUUAUGAGGAGAACUCAAACAAGAAAAGUGGUGACCACUUUGCUUCUGAUGUAUUCUUCUACAAACUUCACCUCGAAAAAAAUGAAAAGAAGUGGUCGAUUGAUGUUGUGAUAAAAAUCCAGCCAAGAUCAGAACGGUUAAGAGAGUUCGUGAGAACGAAAGGACAAUUUAGGAACGAGGAAUUUAUGUACAAAGAGGUGCUGCCAUUCCUGGACAAAGAUGGAGUUGUUGAACAACUUUUUGGGAAAUUAUAUUGUGCGUAUGUGGAUUCUGGAGAAGAUUAUAUAAAUGAUUAUUUUAUGUUUGAGGAUUUGACGAGUCAAGGAUACAGGCACACUUCAAGUAAGACAUUUUUGGACUUCGACCAUUGCGCUCUGGCCAUGAAACAUAUUGGCAUGUUCCACGCGCUAUCCUAUGCAAAAAAGCACGAAGGCUGUGUCAACCAACUUAAGACAUUCUCAAAAAAGUUUAUUUUGAAGCAAACCAAAGAAAGACUCAUCUCACUCACUGAGUUCUAUUACUUGUGUGGUAAACGCGGUGUGGAUCCAGUUAUCGAGGAGGGUAUCUGUGUUGAAGUGCUCACUGAGUUUUUAGAAAACUAUGAUGACUUUUCUAAGUUUUAUUUUGGUCUUAUUGAGCCCGUGGAGCCGGAAGCUGUGGUCUGUCACGGUGAUUUUUGCAGGAAUAACAUUUUUUUCAAAUACGAUGCGAACGGGAGACCGGUGUCGUUGAAGUUGUACGAUCUACAGACUCCGGUCUACUCGUCGCCGGUGAUCGAUUUGUCGUUUUUCUUCUUCAUGAACACCGACCAGAAACUGCGCGACGAGCACUGGGAUGAUCUGCUACUGAUCUACCGCAAUGCAGUCAGGGACACCGUACCAGGCAUCCAGGUUCCGGAUUUGGAUUUUGGACGUGUGGCCGUGUACGGUUACCUGCUCAGCAGUUUUUUCCUGCCGUCGAUGAUGAAGGAGCAAGAAAUUUCGGAUGUUGAGCAGCGAUUCGAGCAGACGCUGCAUGAACAGGCCGUUGAGGCGGCCAAGUGUGGAGGUGCCCAAGCUACUAGGGCCCUGGCUGACAUUGUAAGGCACAUGGCUCAACGAAACUACAUCAGAUCCAACUACAGAUGAAUGACAUUCUAUUGCCAAGUAUCAGCAACGUAAAAUACAUAUCACAGUCAUGUAUUUUAUGGUCAUAUGCUGCAUACAGACUUACGCGCCACGAACACACGCAUUUCGCUUUCCAUCAGCUGAUGUUUAGCUUAUUAUACAUGUAUUUUUACAGGAACAUUGUAAUCAUAUAUAAUACAUAUAUAUGUACAGCUAUAUGUCAUAUAUACAGAACAUUGAGAUACAUUAUAUAAUACAUAAAGCAUCAGCUAAUGAACAGCGAAAUGCGCAUGUUCGUGAUGCCUAAGUCUGUACGCACCUAUAUAUUUUAAUGGUCAGUGUGCGCUCAAUAGUGAUGAUCAAUUUCCAAUUCUGAGAGCUCACUCAAGAUCAUUUCUCUAAUUUUAUACCGAGAAUCUCAAUUGAGAUCAAAAUUCAAGCCAUUCUUACCUACAUUGUAAACAUGUGUAGUGAUUGUUUCACAGAGUCAAUUCAAGUUGAAAUAACAGUGUUACAAUAAACAGUGUUAAUUUAGAGUUUAACAACACCGUUUGCAUUUAUGUUUUGACUAUUUUCAAAAUAUAUUUUCCAAUUAAACAAAGAGAUGUACCUAUUCAUAGAUUUAUUAACCAAAAAUGUAUUUGAUGUAAUUGUGAAUGUGAUGAUUACACUCUAAACUUGAAAAUAUAUAUUCAAUUUCAAAAGCCUUCUUAGCAAAGCAUAUAUUUGUAAACCAAUGAGAAUAAAUUUAUUUAUUAAAUGAAGAAAUUAUACAUUCAAUUGUAUAACAUCAAUGAUACACAUUGCACUCCAAUUUCCUUUUGAAUUGGUUUCAAAAUCUGAAAAAUUAAGUCACAUUCAAAAAGUACUUCUACGGUAAUAAUGCAUCCAGUGCAUAAAUAUAUUCACCGCAUGUAUAGGAUAUGAAUAAUACUAUUAGAAUAUGGAAUAUCUCCAGAAAGCAAUUAUGUACAGCAUUAGUAACUAAAAUAUAAAUAUAGCUCUGCUCUUCAAAAUUGCAAUUAUUAUUAUUAUUUAUGUUGAACCAAUUAGUAACAUAAGACCUCUAAAAUAUAAAUAUUGCUCUGCUCUUCAAAAUUGUAAUGUAUGCAUCCAGCAUAUGAUGUUAAUAAUACUGCAAAUAGAGAAUAGAAAUUGUUCAAGAAAUAAGAGGAGUUUUCGGGGGAUUUUCAAGAUUAUUUUCAUGUAGAAUUAACUACUAUUUUCCAAGCAACUAUAAACAUAUGAAUAAAAAAUGUCUCAAGGUGCAAUUCCCUAGAGGCGUCUUGAGACGCGCGGGCUGUAAGGUGCAUGGUAAGAGUCGGCCAUAUUGGAUUGAUCUCCCAUAAGAUCAAUGUAAUCUUUUGGAACAGCGCGUCUUGAGAAUCCUCUAAGGAAUUACACCUCUAGGCUAAAACCCAAAAGUUAGUUUUGGGGAACCAUAAGUUAUGUGAGGUAUUACUAAAAUUAAUAACAACACACACUACCAUCUUUUGUUCUAUUUUAUUUAGUCAGUUCUACUACCUUGGUUAGUUUAGACUCAACGUAAAACUGAUGAUGAUGCCAUAGACAUUCAUCUUAAGAUUUUUAUU
Nilaparvata lugens (brown planthopper) is the source of this 3352-nucleotide messenger RNA. RefSeq lists its product as uncharacterized. The coding region runs from base 579 to 1781 and encodes 400 amino acids. The transcript has 5 exons. The record is from RefSeq and is a predicted model, not a curated record. Lineage: Eukaryota; Metazoa; Arthropoda; Insecta; Hemiptera; Delphacidae.